AAUUUAGAGGAGAAAAGACUCUGAGCUGGACAUAAAGCUGUUGGACUAUUUACUCUCAGUUGUCAGUGUGCGUGAGAGAAGAGCCGGUGGUCAUGGCUGAGGACGGGUCUGUGUCAGAGGAGACUGUAACAAGCGCUCUGACUCUGUUGGUCAACUUGGGAAAAGUCCUCCUGCAGUCAGCCAAACAGGAGGCGGAAGACUCCUUGGAGAAGUUUGUCCCACAUAAGAUCACCACUUUAUUAGGCCUGAUCAGUGCUGGAGCAGACUUCUACAAAAACCUUGGAGUGAAGAAGAAGAAUGAAGCAGAGGACAUUUGGCAGAAGUUUUAUCACCAUGCAGCAGUGAGAGAACAGGUGGAGGAACUCCUGGAGCUCGAGAGUGAGUGGGACUCUUUCCUGGAGAGUGUGGACAGGGGUCUGCAGACGACAGACAGACAGCUGUCUGGAGGAAAGAUGGCCGACAGCCUGAACCCUGAUACUCCGUUCACUGAUGCACGAAGUGGAAAGAGUGUGACCCUGGGUCAGUACAUGCAUCCAGGUCAGAAGCCACUGCUCGUCCUCAUCCGACAUUUUGGAUGACUGCCGUGACGAGACCACGUGGCCGAGCUGAAGGCUAGUCAGGCUGGCCUGGAGGCUCGGUCAGUGAAGGUCUUGGUGGUUUCUUUUGGCGGUGUGGAGGGAGCUAAGGUGUGGUUGGAGCAGACUGGAUCUACCUUUGACAUGCUGCUGGAUCCACAGAGGAAGGUAUACAGGAGUUUUGGCCUGGGCUCGUCCUACAGCAAGGUGAUGAAGUUCAGCUGCCUGCUGAAGUACUCAGAGUACGGAGCUGUGGACAGAGACUUCCCUGAUGUCCCCGCUCAUCUGCUGGAAGAUAUCUACCAGAUGGGAGGUGACUUUUUGCUGGACGAAGCAGGGAACGUCCUUCUUUCUCACCCGUGUAAAACCCCGAUGGACCGGCCCACUGUGAAGACCAUCCUGCAGGCCGCCGACCCUCCAGGCUGCUCCACCAACCACAAGCUGUGAGAGAUGUGUCAACACUGGAGACACUGACAACGGGAGUUUAAGUGGUUCCCCUUUUGUACAACAUCACUGACACCACAGAGGAAGAGCAGCUCUUUGACUCACGUUUAUGACGUCACAUGUCACACUCAUGACACCAUGAAGAAAUGUGACCGAUGCAGAACUUUAAGUCAAAGACAACUGAUCUCCUCUGUUGUGUCAGUGUUGUGAUGGGAGUAUUUUCAAGUGAUAAAACCUGAUUACAGUGUAAUUUUAUAAUAAUGAAUUUUAUAUCAUAUACAUGUUAUUUAAUUUUUUAAAACACUGAUUUUAGCAAUGUUACAUGUGAUCUGUAACAGUAUGGCAUUUAUUAAGACUUUACUUUAAAGGUGCAUUAAGCAGCUUUGCAGCUUCAGUUGCAUCCUUUGUUUCUAAAUCUUUAAGGUACAUAUUUCGAUAAAAAUGCACUUUGAGAUAAAAAAAAAGAAGAUAUGAUUCCUGCUGUGAAAAGAAAUCUGAUCUGUUUAUAUCUAUAAAUACAAUAAGCACAUCAUUUGUCACGUACUGUUAGCACAUUUAUGCUAAAAAUCACUUUUACUCAACAGAACUUGUGAUUUCUGAUGAGUCGGGCUGGGUAUCAAACCUUAAUACCUUUUUACAGCUGACUGAAAUGUGUCCAUAGCACAUGAGUAUCUAAAAAGUUAAGUACCAAAAACUUGCAUCCAAUAUUUAAAUAUGUAAUUUAUAUAUAUUUUUUGCCAUUUUGGACAAAGUUACUGUAUAGUUCCAUGUAAAUGACAACAUGGAACAUUUUAGAAUGUCUACUUCUUUCCUGCUAAAACAAUUACAGAAGAUUUUAAAUAUUGUGCAGAUGUAGCCUGUAGCUUCUCCUGGUUUGGAUUCCCUCAGGUUUAAUUCUUUAAGACGUUUUUAUCGGCAAAAUAUCCUCCACUCCAAAAUAAACAGACCUGGUGAUGAUAACUGGUAAAACACUGAAUAAAGUGGUUUCAUGUUAAAAAAAUCUGUGUUUCUCCAACACAGUAUUUCCUGCAGAGGCUGCAACCUGAGAUGAUAAUUGUUCAGCUUUUUCUCUGACAACUUCAGAUCCAGAUGUGAGAUUUCUAUAAACCUUUAUCUACUUUAAUUUUAGUGUUACAAACCACCAAGAUCUAUAAAGUGCAUUAUAAAAAUGUGGCUUAAAACUGGAUUAAAUUCAGUUUAUGACAGCUUCUGGCAGACAGUGCUGACACCUGCACAAAGGAGAUAUGACCCUACUGACAGGCGACCAAAUUGAACUAAUCAGACAAAUAAGACAUUAUUUUAUCUAAAACGAUACCCAGCCCAUCUGAUAAGACCUAUCUCUCUUUUACCUACUGAACUUUUGUUGACUGAUCAGAGAAUGAUGCUGUAAACCAUGUGAACUUUUAGUAAAGAUUUAUGAAA
This is a messenger RNA of Centropristis striata (black sea bass), 2441 nucleotides long. RefSeq names its product selenoprotein L (gene selenol). The transcript has 10 exons. NCBI's taxonomy places the organism in Eukaryota, Metazoa, Chordata, Actinopteri, Perciformes, Serranidae. The record is from RefSeq and is a predicted model, not a curated record.